Schistosoma haematobium is the source of this 3949-nucleotide messenger RNA. Its product is annotated as P2X purinoceptor 4, variant 2. The transcript is spliced from 8 exons. The record is from RefSeq and is a predicted model, not a curated record. Gene Ontology annotation, molecular function: extracellularly ATP-gated monoatomic cation channel activity; purinergic nucleotide receptor activity. Bases 75 to 1388 code for a protein of 437 amino acids. Gene Ontology annotation, biological process: response to ATP; monoatomic cation transmembrane transport. Lineage: Eukaryota; Metazoa; Platyhelminthes; Trematoda; Strigeidida; Schistosomatidae. Gene Ontology annotation, cellular component: plasma membrane; nuclear inner membrane.
AACAUUUAUGACCUUGAUUGCUGUUAUAAGCGGAGAACUUUCAAAACUCGACAUAUGUAGGCACUCGUAAACAAAUGGUUAAGGGGAUUGCUGUCCUUUUUGAAUAUGAAACGCCAAAACUUGUACAGAUUUCCAACAUUAGAAUUGGAGUUACUCAACGCCUACUUCAAUUGGUUAUUCUUAUAUAUGUCGUUUGCUGGGUUAUGAUUUAUGAGAAGGGAUAUCAAGAGAAUGAUAUAGCUAAAAGUGCGGUCACGACUAAAGUAAAAGGUGUCGGCUUUACAAACUUUUCGCAUAUCCCGGGGAUCGGGAUACGGAGUUGGGACGUGGCGGAUUAUAUAGUACCGCCUUUGGAAAAUAAUGCACUGUUUGUGAUCACCAACUUGGUUAAAACUGAACGUCAGUCACUUUCCAAGUGCCCAGAGAGUUCAUGGGUCCCCGAGGCAGCUUGUUAUAAAGACUCAGACUGUAAACCCUACUUUAUUACCCAUCUUGGCAAUGGUGCUCAUACAGGCAAAUGUAUCAUUAAACCAGGGAAUGAUAUUGGAUCAUGUGAAAUAUAUUCUUGGUGUCCAUUAGAAAAUGAUACUUUACCGCUUGGUAAAAAAUCAUAUUUAUUCCCAAUGGUUUAUAAUUACACACUACUUAUCAAAAAUGAUAUAAAUUUUGAAAAAUUCGGUAUACAUCGACGAAACAUUCAAAACUGGGCAUCCAAAAAAUUCCUUCGUACAUGUUUAUACAAUAAAACUGAUCCAGAAAAUCGAUUUUGUCCAAUAUUUCAGUUUGGUACUAUAUUUGAAGAAGCUAAUGUAGACCAAUCAAUAUUUAUUAGUGGUGGUGUAAUCGGGAUUGAUAUCGAUUGGAAAUGUGAUCUUGAUUGGGAUGUUCAAUAUUGUAAUCCAACUUAUUCAUUUCGACGAUUAGAUGAUGCAAAUGCUAAAAUAGCUUCAGGAUUUAAUUUUCGUUAUGCUCAUUUUUAUAGUGAAAAUGGAACUAACUAUCGAGAUUUGAUAAAAGCUUAUGGUAUAAGAUUUGUUAUUCACGUUAGCGGUGAAGCUGGUAAAUUUCAUCUUCUCCCAUUGACAAUGAAUAUUGGUUCAGGUUUAGCUUUACUCGGUUUGGCGCCAACUGUCUGUGACAUAAUCGCAUUAAAUCUUUUAAGAUCAAGAGAUAUUUAUCAACGUGCAAAAUUUGAAACAAUUGCUGAAGAACAAGCUCAUUUAUCUAGUCGUCGUGCUGAUAAAGCACAACGUAAAAAAUAUGGUUUAUCUAAACGGAAUACAGAUACAGUAAAUGAAAAUUCAGAUGAAAAUGGUAAAAUUAUACAAUGGAAAGAUGAUCAAGAAUUUAUAGUAAAUGAUACACAAACUAUACAUUCAUCAACAUAAUCACUGAAUAAUUGUAAAUUCAAAUGGAACGGUACGUUUUUGUUGUUGUUGUUGUUUUUUCUCUCUGAAAUGGUUUCACUCAUCGUACAUGAAACUGUUGCACAUUGAAUGACUAUGUAAUUGAAGCUAUGAAGUAAGAAAGAAAUGGUUAUAUAUAUAUAUAUAUAUAUAUAUAUAUAUAUAUAUAUAUAUAUAUAUAUAUAUAUAUAUAGGAUCAUUUCCUUCAAUAUUCAUUCAUAUCUCUUUUAUUGUUAUUCACUCGUACAUAUUUGACGUUAUUUCAAAUUAUAUCUUAGCUUCUUUAACUAUUGGUGGUUAUGCUUUUGGUUUUUUAGAACUUCCAAUGUGAUAAAUGACAAUCGUUUACAUUUUUAAUAUCUACAUUCAUAUUUCUUUACAAACUAUUACUAACAUAAAGCAAAAGGAUUAACAUACAUGAAAAGUUAUAUCAUACUUCUAGAUCUGUUGUAAAUGUUUACAAAUUUUCAUUAAUUAUUGUCAUUUGUCUGCUUUGAAUGUGUUCCCUUUUGUUUUGUCUUGUUCUUUUGUUUUUCUUUUCUGUUUUGUAUUCAACAAUUUCUAUUCGGUUAUCUGUUUUCAUUUAUAAUAAAUUAAUGUAUUUCAUUCCUGUUAGAAAUUAUUUGUUGAAAAUGAACAACAUUGCAUUUCCCUCAGCAACCACCAUCCACCCCCACCCCGAAAAAAACACAACGAAAACAAAAAUGGAUCCAUUUCAUCAGAAUGUGAAAAUAUUCAAAUAUCAAUUGGUUACUAUCAUCUUAAGAAAUGAUGUCCAUUUAGCGAGCGGAAAAAUGGAUUUUGAAAACAACCAGUAUUUUCACAUUUAUAUACUUCAAUUUAAAGUUAUUGAGAAACUUUUUUUCUUAAAUGAUAAACCAACAAAUUGGAACUACUCAUUUGGAACUUUCACUACGUUCAUUUUGAUGUAACUUUAUUCUGUUUGUUUGGUGAAAGAAUAUAAUUUGUGAUGUUUUUCUCUCUCCCUCUCUCUUUCUCUCUUAAUUCCUUAGUCUUUUUUUAUUAUAAAAUUAUUUUACAAACAUUAUCUAUGAUAAUCUUAAUGUAUUAUGCAUUUGUCAAAAGUACACAUCUGUGAAUUAUUAUAAGUAUAUAUACAUAGUCUAAAUCAUGAAAUAAUCUUAGCUAGAACACUACUGAAAACCUGAAAACUUUGGACGGACGUUUCAUCCUCGUAUGAGACUCUUAAAAAGUGAACAUCCAGGAAUCUACCACGGGGAAUCGAACCUAGAACUUUCGGUCUGUCAUGCAAAUGUUUGACCUUUGGACCACUAAUCUGAUAUCUGAUGUUGUGAGUGUCCAGCUUAAAUCAACUCAUGAUAUUGCACAACCUUCAUCUAUCGUUUACAGUAAAUAACAAUAUCACAUCUGAUAUGGUUGAACUCUAUUGGUCACAGCUUCAUACUAGAUUUCCUGGAGUUGCAUCUUGAAACUAGUGAGCACAUGAUUAUUUUGAGUAUAUAUGUAUAUGUUACGUGUUUUCUAUAUAUAAUUCCUAUUCGAAAAAAAAAUAUUUUUGAUUUAUUUUGAUCAGUAGCUGGGGCAUAUUUGCAUAAUCCAGUCCAAACUGAUAGGUGAUAACUUCUCUGGAUGGAACAGUAUGUAAUAUCGCUAUGAAUCCAGCGGAAUUAUCGGCUGUAACAUAAACGUACGUAUACCUUGCUAAAGAAUACUAGAUAGUACGAAUUUAACUUGACGAUUUCUUAUCGACUGAUAUCAUCCGUUUAACGUGGAUUUCCUUUCGUGAAACAUUUGCUUGGUUAAAAAAGCGCUAUUUUUAGAAUUUAAUGGAUGUCAUACAUUGAGGAAAAAGAGGAAAAUUCCGUAAAUCUUUAAUAACCAAUUUUAUCCACACUGAAUACAAUUAUUUAAAAUCGUAUGUAGGUAACUUCUGCAGAAAAAUGAUUACAUAACACUCAAUAAAAAAUUUACAGUAAAUAUCAUUAGACAAUGUAGCACACAAAUGAACUGAAAACAAACAGUGAAUAUAACUGAAAUAUCUAACAUACAACAUCAGUGAUUAUUAUCAGAAAGACGUUUUUGUGGAUAUUAUAGUAAUUUUAAUAGUUGAGUUCAUGAGUCAAUUGAAGCUAGAUCGCCAUGAAAAAUCAUGUAAUCGCCGGAUGGCCGUUUCGUGGGACUCCUCAGCAGUGCACAUCCACGAUCCCACCUGACGAGAUUCGAACACAGGACCUAUCGGUCUCACGCGCGGACGCUUAGCCUCUACACCACUGAGACAGUCGGCAUCCAACAGUGUUAAUGUCUGAUUUCAACCAAAAAUUAUCGAUGGUUGAUACAAUUAGGAUUUAUUCUUUUGUAAUCUUUAUCUAUGUAUUGAUUCGCUUCUAACAAAUUAGGCUUAGUAAAUGCAUAGAAAAGAUACGAGAGAUUCUUCACUAGUUGAGGAAUAUUUUCACAGCUUUUCUUAAAUUUUGUAUAUUAACGCCCAUGGGACCAUUAUUCCAGUAGUGUGUAACUUUUAGAGGGCAAUACGAAGUCUCUGCAACAGCUUUUUUCUGUAU